AUGAGGGUCCGCUACUACUUCCUUGGCGCAUUCGUGCUACUUGUGCUAUUCUCUUCUUACAUGGGACUUCUACCGCAUAGCACAUCGAGCAGUGUCCCAGCCAACUUGCAACCCAACGACAAAUUCCUGCAUUUCAUAACUUUCUUCCUGCUGUCCCUCACAUUCUACUGGAUCCCCGAUACGUCGCGCCGAAGAGCUCUCCAAGCAAGCCUGCUAGUCUGCACGCUCGGUCUCGGAAUCGGGUCCGAGAUAGUGCAAGCUCUCCUCCCAAAUGACCGGCUCUUUGAUCCCUUCGACAUCGUCGCCAAUAUCGUCGGCAGCGUCGGAGCUAUUAGUAUCUGCGGCUGGUAUCAUCGACGCAUGUUGGAGAGACGACGCAAAGCACGCUUUGGAUCGGUAGAGGAUGAUGCCGCUGGAGAGCCAGGGAACAGCGACGAUAUUGAGUUGGGCCUCAGCGCUAACGGUGCAAACCAUGGCCAUGAUAACGAUAGCAUGGGCCCUCAAGAGACUGGUGUCGUUGCUACAAAUCUCGAGCAAGAAGUCGAUAACUGGGAUGAGAAUGCGGUCGAUAGCUGGGAUACUGAAGAUGGACCCGGUCCUGUUGAAGAAACGAUAGAGAACGGUAAUGUGAAAAUGAGGAAUGACUGA
Molecule: messenger RNA, 648 nt
Organism: Talaromyces atroroseus
Lineage: Eukaryota; Fungi; Ascomycota; Eurotiomycetes; Eurotiales; Trichocomaceae
Exons: 2
Coding region: 1-648 (215 amino acids)
Source: RefSeq, a predicted model, not a curated record